AUGCCACAAAAUUCGCCGCUAUAUAUCUCUAACCUAAGUGAAAUUUAUCAUGAUUUACAUAUUUUUAGCCCUCUGUGUUACGAAGAUAUCGAAAAGGUUGCCGAAGCAAUCAAAAAACAAGUGAAACUAUGUGAAACACCGACAAUUGGUAUUAUAUGCGGCUCAGGGCUGGGAGAUUUAGGUGAUAUGCUUGAAAAUCCACAAAUUCUUCCAUACAACAAAAUACCUGGUUUUCCAUCAACUAAUGUGAUCGGUCAUAAGGGAAAUCUCAUUUUCGGAUACCUAAAAGGCAAAUAUGUAAUGUGCAUUCAAGGAAGAUUUCACCCUUACGAACACGGAAUGAAUCUCGCUUUGUGCGCCAUGCCAGUUCGAGUAAUGCAUUUACUAGGAGUUAAAACCUUAAUAGCAUCAAAUGCUGCUGGUGGAAUUAACCAAAACUUUGAAUAUGGUGAUCUGAUGCUGAUAAAAGAUCAUAUAUUUCUACCUGGACUAGCCGGCUUUUCACCGCUUGUUGGAAGCAAUGAUCCUCGUUUUGGAGCUCGAUUUGUCUCUGUUCACGCCGCUUACGACGUACAGCUGAGAAAGAUGGCUUUGGAGAUAGGGCAAAAAAUUGGUGUUCGUGUGCAUGAAGGUAUCUAUGUGAUGUCAGGGGGUCCACAGUACGAAUCUCCAGCAGAAGUAUUAAUGUUCAAAACAGUUGGAGCAGACGCAUUAGGUAUGUCCACUUGCCACGAAGUUACAAUUGCGCGACAAUGCGGCAUGAGAGUUCUUGGCUUCUCUUUAAUUACAAACAUUGCGAACUUAGAUGCCGAUGUUGCUGUCGAGGUGAAACACGAAGAAGUUUUGGAAACAGCUAAAGAAGCUAGCCAGCGAGCUUGUAAUUUUGUGACCGCUAUCGUGGAACAAUUGUAG
This is a messenger RNA of Enterobius vermicularis (human pinworm), 912 nucleotides long. Lineage: Eukaryota; Metazoa; Nematoda; Chromadorea; Rhabditida; Oxyuridae. The record is from the annotation of a GenBank genome assembly.